GAGCCAUUAGUUAGCAUGUCUGUAUUACAUUGUGUGUGCUGCUCUGAAAGCUUGUGGCGAGCUGUAGGUAAAACUUGCCUACUGAUCAGUUACACGACCAAUGCGUUUCCUGGAGAAUACAUCCCCACCGUCUUCGACAACUAUUCUGCCAAUGUUAUGGUAGAUGGAAAACCGGUGAAUCUGGGCUUGUGGGACACGGCUGGACAAGAAGAUUACGACAGAUUACGUCCCCUCUCCUAUCCACAGACAGUUGGAGAAACGUAUGGUAAGGAUAAAACCUCCAGGGGCAAAGACAAGCCGAUUGCCGAUGUAUUCUUAAUUUGCUUUUCUCUUGUGAGCCCUGCAUCAUUCGAAAAUGUUCGCGCAAAGUGGUAUCCUGAAGUGCGACACCAUUGUCCCAACACUCCCAUCAUCCUGGUGGGGACUAAGCUUGAUCUUAGGGAUGAUAAAGACACGAUUGAGAAACUGAAAGAGAAGAAGCUGACACCCAUCACCUACCCGCAGGGCUUAGCCAUGGCUAAGGAGAUUGGUGCUGUGAAAUACCUGGAGUGCUCCGCUCUCACGCAGCGAGGCCUCAAGACAGUGUUCGACGAAGCCAUUCGCGCCGUUCUCUGCCCGCCUCCUGUCAAGAAAAGGAAGAGAAAGUGCCUGCUGUUGUAAACAUCCGGGUCCCUCUUCCCUGCUGCCCUGUCCCCUCGGAACCUUUGUACGCUUUGCUCAGAAACGAUGGAGCCUUCGCACUCAAUGCCAAGUUUUUGUUACAGAUUAGUUUUUCCAUAAAACCAUUUUGAAUCAAUCAGUAAUUUUUAGGUUUUGUUUAAAGUGUAAGAGUUCAAACUUUCACAUUCUAUUAAAAUUUAGCCCUAAAUGACACGCUUUCUUAAAGCCUUAUUUUUCAAAAGCCCCUAUUCUUGCUCAGAUUAAGAGUUGCCAAAAUACCUUGUGAAUUAAACUGCAUUGUUGUGCUAAGAACACUAAGCACUAAACCGUUUAAAGAACUUUGUCUUAAGAAGACGGUAGCGUCUGAAGUUAGGACAGGCAGACACUCUAACUCGUUUCCCAUGCGAGCAGUGCAGCCGCCUUCAUGAAAUGUUGCCAUUUAACUAACGCAUCGCUAAGUUUCCAGCCCGUGUUCAUCCCUUGCGCUGUACUGUGUGUCCUAAUGGAUCAGUCUUUUUGAUUUUGUAGGAAGAUUUUUUUAAAAAUUAGUGUACUAGCUUUUACUGAAAUUUUGAACAGAGCUCUUCCGUGUUCCCUCUGAUGAAGUCUGCGCUAGCCGUGGGUGCACUGGGGUGGAGUGUGGGAACACGUGGUGUGAUCAAAGGAUGAAGACAGUAUUUCGACAGAAUAUGAAGUGAUUUACACUACAUUGUACACGUAAUAAUUAAACCGAAUAAAAGUGUCACGGGUAAGAUUUUAAACAGGUUAAUUUCUGUCAAAUGCAGCAGGUGAAGAAGUUGGUAUUAAUCAGUAAGUGUUUUCUUAAGCUUUUUCUUAACCCUGCAGUCCCUCCCGAAAUUGGGCAUUUAUUCCUUUGACUGGUCAUUCCCAUAGUUGCUAACUUAGUGCUUUUCUUAUAGAACCUUCUUAAUGAGCAAUAUGCCUCUUUGUAUUAUAAAAUCUUUCUUGAUAAUGCAUUAGAAAUUUUUUUGUAGAUUAGAAGUGCAUUCCUGUUUUCGCGUUACUUUACUCCAGCUAAUUAGUGCUUUCCUUAGUUUUCUAGUAACUAGGUGUAAAAAUCAUGUGUUGCAUCUUUACAGUUUUUAAAAUAUUUUAGAUAUUCUUAAACUAUGAACUUCGUAACAUCACUGUCUUGCCAGAUCACCAACACUGUACCUUGACCAAUGCCGACCCCUCUGCCUCCGCCGCGUGGACACACUUCCUGUUGCCCUGCCUAACAGUGUUCCUUUGGGUCUGUGAGGGGCUGUACACCCCAUGCUCGUGGUAACGAAGUUCUGUAAACUCAGCCACUGGCAAGAAUACAAGGUUGGACCUUUCAACCACUAGAACAAAAUUUUUUAAAUUGACAGUUGCAGAAUUGUGGAGUGUUUUUACAUUGAUCUUUUGCUAAUGCAAUUAGCAGUAUGUUUUGCAUGUAUGACUUAAUAAAUCCUUGAAUCACA
This is a messenger RNA of Pteropus alecto (black flying fox), 2123 nucleotides long. It is a transcript of the gene RAC1, whose product is annotated as Rac family small GTPase 1. Gene Ontology annotation, molecular function: GTP binding; protein kinase binding; GTPase activity. Gene Ontology annotation, cellular component: cell cortex; cell projection; cytoplasmic vesicle. The transcript has 7 exons. NCBI's taxonomy places the organism in Eukaryota, Metazoa, Chordata, Mammalia, Chiroptera, Pteropodidae. Gene Ontology annotation, biological process: establishment or maintenance of cell polarity; actin filament organization; cortical cytoskeleton organization. The coding region runs from base 16 to 660 and encodes 214 amino acids. The record is from RefSeq and is a predicted model, not a curated record.